AUGCUCCGUGCCCUUCUUGGCAACGCAGUCAGCCCAGUCCUGGAGAAUGUUCCCCGCCGCACGAGACGCGGCAACCUCUACGCUCCGCCCAUUAUGUGCAGGCCCGUCCGGAAAGCUGACCUGGCGCAGGUGAAAGGAUUUCGCCGCCAAGGGUUCGACUUCUCCUCGCCAUACCGCCAGUCGGCUGUCCUCGAUAUGGUCGCCAUCGGUGAAGUAGAACUCGAUCCCAAUGCGCUGAGUAGACCUGAUGGAAGCCCGCCAGGCAUCGAAAGCACGGAGAUGGGUCGCAUUGAGAUCCGUGACUUUCGGUUUUGA
This is a messenger RNA of Recurvomyces mirabilis, 315 nucleotides long. RefSeq lists its product as uncharacterized. The coding region runs from base 1 to 315 and encodes 104 amino acids. The transcript has 2 exons. NCBI's taxonomy places the organism in Eukaryota, Fungi, Ascomycota, Dothideomycetes, Mycosphaerellales, Teratosphaeriaceae. The record is from RefSeq and is a predicted model, not a curated record.